Messenger RNA from Parastagonospora nodorum SN15, 1572 nucleotides. RefSeq lists its product as hypothetical. The transcript has 4 exons. NCBI's taxonomy places the organism in Eukaryota, Fungi, Ascomycota, Dothideomycetes, Pleosporales, Phaeosphaeriaceae. Bases 1 to 1572 code for a protein of 523 amino acids. The record is from RefSeq and is a predicted model, not a curated record. Gene Ontology annotation, cellular component: Rpd3L-Expanded complex; Rpd3L complex. Gene Ontology annotation, biological process: negative regulation of rDNA heterochromatin formation; negative regulation of silent mating-type cassette heterochromatin formation.
AUGUCUCCGCGCCGGUCCUCCCGAGCGCGAACCACCCAGCCCCCGCAGGGCCCAGGAACGGCACCUAGUGUCACUUCCUCGUCUGGCUCAUCUUCGCGCAACGAUCGUGCUGGAAGGUCCAACAACAAGCAAGCGUCACCUCACAAGUCGUUGACCCCGCACUCGCUCUCCUCAGAAGAGCCGGAAGAGCCACCCCUCGAUUCGCACAUCGAACCACCAUUGACCCGGCGCCGCACACGCGAGCAGGAUAACGAAGGGGACGACAUUGCGAAGCUCGAAGACGAGCUCGAUGACGACAUCGCAGAGGAGGACGAGGUGACGCGCUGCGUGUGCGGCUACUUGGACUACCCAGGCCUGCCAUCAGAUGCUGCCAAAUCCGGGCUGAUCGAUGUUGAAGCCCAGGGCGACGAUCUGAGCGGUCUGUUCAUCCAAUGCGACAUCUGCAAAGUCUGGCAGCACGGAGGCUGUGUGGGUAUCAUGUCAGAAGAAGCCAGCCCUGACGAGUACUUUUGCGAGGAAUGCAGGAAAGACCUCCACAAGCUUACGACAAGUCCUAAAGGUCAAAAGUACUCUCGAUAUAUUCCCGUCUACGACCAGCAAAAUGGCAAGGCCCGCAAGUCAUCCGAUGCGAAAGACUCUGAUAAGGCGUCGGGCAGAGACAAAGAUCGCAGCUCAAGAGCCAGUGUGGACUCAUUUGGCAAACGGCGGUCGACAAUGAACAGCCGAGCUGCUUACGACGAAGACGAAGUGCUGAGGAAGGUCAUCGAGGAGAGCAAACACGAGGGCCCACAGACCGAGGAAAAUGGCAGUCGCAAGAAGAGGAGCCGCGAAGACAGCGAGGAGAUUAAACCAGACAUCAAGCGACAGCGCACAGGCUCACGCUCGCCCAGCGGUUCACCCGUGCUAGAGUCAGAGGACGACAGUACAAAAGCGUCCGCGCCGAAGCAGAAACCACGAGGCGCUGCAGCGCGCAGUCAGCACCAGAAAGAACAACGUGAGAAAGACCGCGACAAGGAGCGCACUGAAGCUGCAAACAGACGGAAGGGACGUGCAGAGCGCAGGAAAGGCGACGGUAUGACAGCAGAUCAUCCUGCUAUGGGCGGUCGCCCACCACAAAAGGCGCGCGGCAGGCUUGGUCGAAAUCAGUACUCACGAGAUACUGUCCCUGCCACAAAUGGCGCUUCCCCCGCAGAUGGACCGGGCUCGCCACAACCAGGCGCCACAAAUGGUGUCAGCAAUGGACACGACAGCAGUGAUGGUACUGCUGGAGGAAAACCGGCCAAGUCAAAGAACUGGCGGCUGCAGAAGCUCUCAUGGAAUGACAUACGGCGGCCGGCGGGACAAAUGCAAAAUUACAUUGCUCAGCGGCAGGUAGAAAUGGCUGGCGAGAAGGCGCCAGCUGUUCAACCGGCGACAGGCCUGACGAAUGGCACAACAACACAGGAAGAUGUCAAAGAGGAUGUUGGAGACCUGGACAAGUUCAAGCAUCUGAGCACGACACAGAUGAUGGACCAUCUCAGCCGAGAUCUGGUCCACUGGCAGCACAUGAUUACGCAACCAAUCGAAAAAUGA